Messenger RNA from Danio rerio (zebrafish), 1515 nucleotides. It is a transcript of the gene stpg2, whose product is annotated as sperm-tail PG-rich repeat containing 2. NCBI's taxonomy places the organism in Eukaryota, Metazoa, Chordata, Actinopteri, Cypriniformes, Danionidae. The record is from RefSeq and is marked validated.
GACAAAAGUGCCGCUUCACUGCUCUCACGAUGAUACAUUAGUUAAUUAAAGCAUUUUUACAAUUAUAAAUAAUUAAUAUAAACAUGUAUGAUCGAGCUCCGAGGUUCACACAGCUGACACUAAGCAGCACUACGUCUGAAAUUGGACCGGGAACUUAUAAUAUCAACAGAUCUCUCGGCGGGGACAGAGGUUCAUAUGCUCCAUUCCUGUCUCUGUCCAUCAGAGAUUCUGGGUUUCUGGGGUCAGCCAGUGCUCUACACUCUCCUGGUCCAGGACAGUACAACUCUGACAUUACCAGGAAUCAUGUUUUGGGAGGGAACAGCCUUCAGAAUCGCUCCAAGAGGUUUGAUGACGUACUGUCGGACGUGCCUGGUCCAGGAGCGUACAAUGUGACGAAUGAUGUUUUACCUGCAAGGAAAAUAACAGCCAAAAGCCCAAAGAUCACUUCUAAAGCUGUUAGGCCAUCGUUGAGUCCUGCUGCUCCCUCUAUCCCAUCUCCAGGACAGGCGUUCGGGUAUGAAGAAGAUGCUCAAGGUGUCCUGCAUAAACACAAAGUGCCCAGCAGAGACCACAGCCUCGGCCCGGCCUUUUACAGCCCUGCACCGGAGGAGCUGUGGUCCUCUCAGAAGUAUAAAGGUGUGCAGUUUGGGAAGAUGUCUGGCAGAAGAGAGCAGCUGAAGGGUGCAGAUGAACCCGGACCGGGACACUAUGAGCUACAAGAGGAUCAGACUGUCCAAUAUGAGAAUGUGAAUGUGAAGCGAGAGCAAAGGAGCCGUUCAGAGCUCAGCAUCCCUCGAUACCAUGAACUGGUGCCCCUGCAGGAGGAGAAGAAGGGUGUUCCAGGUCCAGGGCAGUACUACAUAAAGAGUCAAUUUGAGACAUCCAGUAACACACACAGGCCUGCACAGAGCCCACCCUUCCUGUCUCAAGCUCAGCGGUUCAGUCCGGUCAAGGAUGAAACGCCCCCUGUAGGUGCGUACGAUGACCCGCGCUGUGCUCUGGAGAUCCUGAAGAAAGGCAGAGCGCUGAACAAGAAUCCUUUUGGCCAGACAGCUGUGCGAUUCCUUCCAGAAAACAGAUCGAAAGCUACUCCGGGUCCGGGUGCCUAUAACAUGUUUGGGUAUGGCCUGGCUCAGGAGAGUUUAAAGAAAGCCAGUCUACAGAGCUCCAGGAAGGCCGCCUUUGGCUCGGUUGCACAGCGGCGGAUUUUCCUCCCCAGCAAAGAGGAAAUGAGCACCCCGGGGCCGACUCAGUACAAGGUGCCAUGCAAUGCUUCCAGAAACCUGCACAACUUGAGUCCAGUCAUCAUGGACACGGUUUUGAAAGGCACCUUUAACGUAACCCUGCACAAUCCUCUGAUGUCCAGCACGAGAUCCCUGUCUUCACACAGGUCUUGGAGAAAACCCACAGCCCAUAGUAGUGCUUGACUCAGGUCACACACACACACACACACACACCUCUUUAUGGGUGAUAUAUUUCCCCAGCGUUCACGACGAAUAAAUCAGGAUUCUUUAA